Messenger RNA from Cooperia oncophora, 783 nucleotides. Lineage: Eukaryota; Metazoa; Nematoda; Chromadorea; Rhabditida; Trichostrongylidae. The record is from the annotation of a GenBank genome assembly.
AUGGAGCUUUUACUACUAGCAGCACUUUGCUGUACUGUACUCAGUGUACCAUUGCCAGUACUUGAAGAACAAUUCAACUUGCCCGGUUUCGCCUCUAAACAAGAGAAUCAUGAGGAGAAGUUCGUACGGGUCGAUAAAAACAAGGAUAAGAAAUUGGACUUUGGUGAAUUCCUACACAUGGAGCUCGCCUAUGUGGACGCCAAGAAGGAGGAAUUCGACUCGCUCGAUAAAGACAAGGACGGUAUCGUAACCCUGAAAGAGUAUGAGGAGCACUAUCACGGUGUGACCAGCCGAAGUGAAGCCAGGCGCAUCGAGUACUUCGCGAAUGUCUUCCAUGACUUCGACGAAGACUUCGACAUGGCGCUUAAUCAGCAAGAAUUAACAAGAGUCCUGGCUGAAAGAUUCCUUGUGAAACCUCGAGAGAAUUUCCCUAAACUCUUCUACACUUACGAUCAUGAUCACAGUGGUGGAUUGGACUUGACUGAAUACAUGAAAUUCGACGCCACCUUCCCAUUUGAGCAGACCGAUCCUAUCUCGAGUGAACUAUCAAAACUCCCACCAGCUUCAAAAUCCUCAUCAAAUCGCGGUCCCGCAUCUGCAUCUCACAUGGACGAGAACGAUAAACAAGCGAUCGCACAGGUGAUGGCUCAGGGCAAUCCAAUUUUGACGCAUUCGGCAGUGGCUCCCUUCGCAGUCGGCGGUGGCCUCCACCCAGUAGAACCGGGACCAUCUCGUCCAGCUGUGCCCAUAGUGAAACUUGCCAAGUUCGCGAAAUCAAUCUGA